AUGGUGAAAUCUCGCACACUAUUCUUUCUCUCCCUCUUGGGAGGUCUCUCCUCCGCUGAUAUUGUUGAUCGCGAUCUCUUGGAAUAUUUCCCAUCUCCGUCCGGCACUUACAUCCCUCCCAAGGAUCCUAGUAUUAGAACAUUGUUAGAUGUUGUCAAGUCAAGAGACGACCUAAGUAUACUGGCGGAAGUGCUAAGUGAAUGCGCUGGGUUCAGUGAAGCUUUCGAUGCGGCUGCUUCUUGGUCUUACACCUUCUUCGCUCCUUCGAACACGGCUUUCAAAAACACGGGAGCAUACUUCUCUACAUUUGCUGCUACCCCAAAGGGCAAAUGGUGGCUUGGAAAUCUCCUCCAGCACCAUUACGUGCCGAAUUCUAAACUCAUGGUCAAAAAUUUCAACACCACGUACACACGCUUCCAGACCGGGACUUUUCUAUUUGUUGGAGCCCAGAUUGUUGACGGGACGCUUGUUCUGAACAAAGUUGCCACCGCCACUGAAGCUGAUAUUCCAGCGACGAAUGUAAGGCAAUAA
Trichoderma gamsii is the source of this 531-nucleotide messenger RNA. RefSeq lists its product as hypothetical. Bases 1 to 531 code for a protein of 176 amino acids. The transcript is spliced from 2 exons. The record is from RefSeq and is a predicted model, not a curated record. NCBI's taxonomy places the organism in Eukaryota, Fungi, Ascomycota, Sordariomycetes, Hypocreales, Hypocreaceae.